CCGCCCCCCGGAAGGUCUCCCGCGGGUCGUCCGCCGCCGGCUGCCGCCAUGUACCGGCCGGGCUUCCGGCCCCCCACGCCCCCUUGCUCCGGCGGCUUCCGCGGCCCCCACCCGGACAGAGGAGGAGGAGGCGGGCCCCCCUUCGCGGGCUCCCCUCAGGGCUACGGGAGCCCCCGGCACACGCCCCCCUACGGCCCCCGCGCGCGGCCCUACGACUUCGGGGGGCCCUCGCCGCGCAGGCCCCGCAGCGCCAGCCCCGCCGGCGGAGGCUACGCUCCCUACGGCGGGGGCGGCAGGUCCCCCGGAGGAGGAGCCUUCCAGCAGCAGCAGCCGCCGCCUUUCAAGCAGCCGCACUCCGGGGGCUUCCGGAGAUUCAGCCAGGUAGGGAAGCAGCCGGGUCCCAUCCCAUGGCUGCGGGGGGGGGGCGGGGUUGACUGGAUGACCCUUGGGAACCCUUUCCAACUCUGCCAUCGGAAUAAUAGAACUGUAGAAAGGGGUCCCGAUUUACGUAUAAGCUAAAUAAGAAGCUAUACAGGGCCCCACUCUCUUGCUCCCCCCCAGAAAAAUUCACUAUUAAUAUACUUCUUCCUAAUUCUAUUUCAGUUCAACAAUUGCUUUGAUAAAAUACAUACUUUGUUAUGCGCAAAUGGCUUUAGAUACCUGUUAGGUCCAUACAUUUGGACCUGAAACAGUGGAGCCUCAAAUUUUGUACCGCUCUGGUUUCGUUACUUUCAGGUUACGAACCCAGCAAACGUUCGCAGAAGCAACACCUCUAGUUUUUUGGGGUGUGCACAGACCCGCAGAAUGAAUUCAGUUCGUAUCUGGAGGGUCCACUGUAUGUUCAGCACAAAAAGCAGCAACAAUUUGUUGUUGACAAAGGACAGCUGGACAUAUAAAGGGCCCCAUUACCUUCAGUAGCUGAGGGCCUCAUCAAACCUGAAUCUGGCCCUGCCAAGGUCAUCUAGUCCAACCCCCUGCCAUGCAGGAAAAUCUCAGCUGAAGCAUCCAUGACCGAUGGAACUCACCAAACCUCUUCCUAAAUACCUCCAAGGAAGGAGAGUCCGCUACCUCCUGAGGGAGACGGUUUUGCAAAUUGGUGACAAAUCAUCUGCAGCCUGGUUACUAGAGAGGAGAAAUUGAAUGUAGUACAGUAUCUGACAAGCUGGUCAAUUCCAAAGUUUUGCAUUGUUUUCUAAAUGCAAGUAAAAUAAAUGUGUUGAAUUUGAUCCCUCUCUUGGUGGCUAUUGCGUGGCCCUUCAGAUGUGGAGUACAGCUCCUAUCAUUCCUGGGAGUUUGAGUUCCAACCGCACUCCUGUGCUGAAACAUCAGAAAGUUUUCUGAAACAAACAGAAAGUUUUCCAGUUAAAGAUUUCCUGAAAAAUAUGUGUCACUGGCCAUUGCAGGCCCAAGUUGCCACAAAAGUCUUGGAGGCAAGUGUUGGCUCUUUAUACCAAUUAGCAAAGAGCCAAGUAAGAAAAAUUAUUUUAUUAGACCAACUGAUAAAUGCAAGUUCUAAACUUUAAGAAAUACUAAAUAGGUUUGAAAUCAAACCUAACCAGUGGUGCUUAGUAAUAUAUUAACAAAACAAAAAUGAACUCAUAAGUAGGAGCUGCUAUAAUUGGAUUAAAACACGUGCUUGUUUUCCAAACCAGCCAAAUUAAGACACUGUUAAUUUAGCAAGACUGGGAAGAAAAUUGAUGAACUGAUGAAAGUUUGUUGUUUGAAAAUUAAGUGCUCCUAGUUUAAAAUGGGAAACGUAGUUUCUGAGACUAUAACAGCUGUAUUCCACUGAUUUAUAUAGAACAUAAUCCACUCCCUGUAGCUGUGGUUCAUAGAAUCUAAAAUGGAUACUUACGUUGUGAGCUUUCUACCUGGAAGGUAUCUAACUUGUAUUGUAUAAUACAGUCGUACCUUGGAAGUCAAAUGGAAUCAGUUCGGGUAGUCCAUUCGACUUCCAAAACCAAAGCAUGGCUUCUGAUUGGCUGCAGGAAGCUCCUGCACCUGAGAGAGCAUAUGCGUGGGUCUUUCCAAACCUGAAUUACACAAAUGUUGCAUUCAAAGCCCAGCUGGCUGCUUGCUGUCAUUCCCAUAAAUUGUAUCCAACAGACGGUUCACAAGGCUUACACCACUCACAGGGAUUUAUCAGGCUUCCCUCCCACUGCAGCCUCUUGUGCCUCCAUCGGAAUCAGGGUACCCUUGAAGCAAUAUGAGAUUGUCACAAGUGGCACCUGGAAAUGGAAAUCUGAGAAAUGCCACGACACUGAAAGCCCUUGAGUACCAGCCAAUUUCUUUUGAACAUUAAAAGAUGCAGCUGUUUAUAACCUUCUGUACUUGCUUUAAUACAGACCUACUAUUUGCACCUUCUGUAGUCACAGAAUUUACACUAUAUUAUGUUCUAAGACAAACAAAAUACAAAUUACCACAGCACUUUAAAACAUCUGUUUACAUGGACAGCUAGUGAUUAAUCUAUACAAAAUAAACUUGUUUUAAAAGAAAAACAAUAACUUAUAGCAUUUAGCUGGUCUUGAACACCUUCUGAAAGCUCGGCAUCUAAUUAGACUGUUUACUCCUUUUCCUCAUGGCUUUUCUCUCAAAGGGAUCACCCAGGACAUCUACCCCAUUGGGAACACCACAUGGUAGAGAGAAAAGAGUGUCUAAUGAUGAUGUGGAAAACUAUUACAAACCUUCAAUGCUUGAAGACCCCUGGGCUGGCCUAGAGCCCGUAUCCGUUACGGAUGUUAACCAGCAGUACAGCAGUGAGCAAACCACAUACACUGGCAAAAAGGGGAGGUAUUUCAGUUAACAUUUAUGCAAGUGAAAAAACAACUGUGAGAAAACUGGGCCAACCUUCAUACGUAAGAUGGCAAGUAAUAAAGAACUUAGAAAAUGCUUUUAUUUGAACUGACCAUAUGGAAGUGGGACAUCCGCCUAUGGAAAGCAAAGUAUUCUUUAGUCACCAGCAAAUCAGUCUGUGUCAGUUUCUUAUAUUCAUCUCUUCCAUGCCAUAUUAUACAAUAUUAACCCAAGAAAGUGGUAUAUUUUAGAUUUGAACAUUUUUAGAACAAAGUUUUAAAAUAAAGUAAAUGUUUUGUAAAACUCACAAAUGCUUACUGCUUUUUGUUAAGUCAUACUAGAGGUAAUGCUAUUGAAAUUUCUUGCAGCCUGUAAAUAUAUGCAGGUUAUAUAAGCUAUUAUACAAUAUCUGCUAAAAUUGUUUAACAUUAGAAUUGCCAAUUUUGCAACCUCUUCUGUUCAGAAAGUCAUCUAUACCUAUAUAUUUUCGUAUUGAAAAAUUCUAUUUGGGAACAAAACUUUACUAAUUUGUAACAAAAGACCACUUUAUAAAAAUCCAUGUUGAACCUGCGUACAAAAAUUACCUUAUUUAAAUAAGCCACUAAGUAGAACUGGGUAAACCUAGGGGCAAGUAAGUUUUGUGCACCUGAUAAAUACACUGCUUCUAUCAGUUUUUCAAAUGUCACCUUUCAUUAGGACUUUUAUUUAGGAGUACAAGAUGACUGGGCUUUGCUAGUUUGGUUUUUGCUCUACAUUUCAAAAGCAGAUUAAUAGGGAACGAAAUAAGUUAGUGCAAAAUCUUUAACUUGAGUCUGAUUAUUUUUUGAAACCUCACAAUAAUACAUUUUGUGCUACUUGGCUUUGUAGACACUUGAGUAACUGGACUUGCUUCAGUUAAAAAAAAAAUGCCGCUUUUCAUGACUUUAUUUCUGUAGCCUUCAUGGUGGAUUUAUUCACCAGCUGUGCUUAUAACUUCUGGACUACUUAUUUUAUAUUACUGCUGCUACACCAGCAGGAAUGGAAAGUAUAAACAUUCACAUUUUUCCUAAUUUAAAUCUAAUGGAGGAAUUAAAUAUUUUAAUAAGGAAAGGAAAUCUAGCAAUGAGUUGGUUAUGCAUAUAAUUUAGAGGUGCAUUCAGACAACACUUAUUUUUUUUUAGCUCACCCCCCAAAUAGAUUUACUUCUAAAAAAGGAUUUAGAGGUUUGCGUACAGAGCUGUUGGAUAAUGUCCAAUGCCUAUGAUGCAGCGUUCUCUGUGUAGCGGGCUAAAUUGUGAACUUCAAAAGCUACAGAGGGUAUGUAUGUAAAAGUGUAUCAGCACAGUUUAAUGUUUAGUACUUUUUAGAAAUCAAAUAACCAACUGUUUUGGAUUUCUAUAAUACAAAAUGUUCCCAAAGGGUAUGGAUUUGAUUUGAUUUGAUUUUGAUUUUUUAAAUAAAGAUGCUGUUGAAAUCGAAGCAUCAGUUCUACAUUGUUUUGGGACAAGUCUUUUCACAAUAAACACAUCCCAUUUCCCGGUAUGAUUACUCAUGAGUCACGUGCAUUUGCUAGUCAUUGAAACCAGAUUAGCCUUCUGAAAUCGGAGUAAGCAAUUAGCAGUGCCAAUAACCUGCAUUAACAACAUAUAAUCUUAAACUACUAAAGCUUGUGUUUAUAUGCAAUAUAAGGCUGUGGAAAUUGCUGACAAGCAUCUCAUCACAUGGGAGCUGUAACAUUUGAACAGCUGCCAUCUAUGUUACUGGUGGAUUUUAAGUGUUCCAAUGAACCUGCAGCCCCCUUCUACUUGUUUAGCCAAUUCAUGUGAGUAAUCUCUCCUUUUAUUCUUAAAUAAACUGAAUUUAAUACAACUGUAUCAUUUGAGAAGCAAUUAAAAAUGAUUUACAAUUGAGUUUAAUGCAAGGUAACUUGAUUUACAGGAAAUAACUAAUGCAAAUAGUAGGUGCUAUAUGGCAGUGUGGUUAGCAGCUACCCCAGUAUUGAAUAAGGUAUGCCUUAAACACUGUUGGGUUAUUAAACUAACCCAUUUUCAACGUCUCAUAGAAAUGUAGAUUUGGAAGUCCAACUUCCUGCAAUGCAGAAAUCUCAAUUAGAUCACACACGGCAGACGGCCAUCCAACCUCUGCUUAAAAUCCUCCAAGGAAGGAGAAUCCUCCAGCGACCAUCCACUAGAAGAGAAUUAGGGUGGAAAGGCUAAGGUAAACUGAGGGUGUGUGGAGGCUAAAUUAUAAGCAAGUGCAUUAUGAAGAUGUUCAACAUGUUUACUGUUUACGUCAGGGGUUGUAAACAACCCGUGUUUUUUGCCCAGAGGCUUGCAUUCAGUUUUGGCCAGCCCUCGAGGGACUGCAUGACAACACCUGCUGUGACUACACACACACACAGACACACAGGUCCUCUUCUUGAACUAAUCCAUGCAGAUCAGAUGAGAAGGGAAGAUUAUCACCAAUCUGAUGACAAAGGGCAGUCCCUGCAACUUUAUACAAUCUCCACCAAUCACCGUGCUGUCUCUACUUAAAAGCAAGCUUUUGCCAGCUCCAGAAGGGGUGAGGGGGCAUAAGCAGAAGUUUCUGUACGGAAUAUUUAUUCCCAAAUAUUUAUCCUCAAGUGUAAUUCAGCAAUAAUAAAGACGUUUUUCCUGGGCGUAAUCCCUCUCAGCCUAGCAGUAAGGAGGCAGGAUGGAGGGUCCCAUAGUGUCAUCAAGGAAC
Molecule: messenger RNA, 5496 nt
Organism: Podarcis lilfordi (Lilford's wall lizard)
Lineage: Eukaryota; Metazoa; Chordata; Lepidosauria; Squamata; Lacertidae
Source: the annotation of a GenBank genome assembly